UUGCUUAAAAAAAUUAAAAAAAAGUGCGAGGUAGCGAGAAAUGGCGUCGCAAGUUGUUUUUUAAUCGUAAUCAAUGUGUUUCUAAUCAUUAUAUAUGAUUCUACAAGCUUUACGUGUUGUUGAGAUAAUACAAAUCAGUUCCGUCGAUGUUUAAUUGACGAACAGUGGUUAUUUUAACGUGGUUACAUCUUAAGCCAUCGGACAAUGGCGUCGUCGAACGAAGCGAGAGUUACCCAUGUAAAAGUUAGUGAAAAUCGCGAUCGCGUUGACGAUUACUGUGGCUCUAACAGCUUAGAAGAUGCCGGCGAAAAUACUAAACGUCGUCGUACCGCAUUUGAUGGCAAUAAACAAUUACAACUGGGAUACGGGACAAGUAUGUCAACUGAUACCAAACACACAGCAUCUUCAGAAUCCAAAGGCAAGAAGCGCAAAAUCAGCGAAACUUCAAAGGAACUGUGCACAUGGAACGAGAACGCUCGUCCCACGAAACAGAGCAAGAUAUGGCCAGUGUUCGACUCCGGAGGGUUCGGCAACGCCACGGUGCUCAAACUCAACGUCAUGAGGAAAUCCCCCCCUGGACAGAACCCCCUCCUCUACAACACAGACACAUUCAACAUCAUCCAACUGUCAGAAAUACACCAGGAGCCCUUCAAAUCUGACUGGUUCGGAGGCAUCCACGCAUGGUGGAAACAGGCCCAAAUCGCUAAUAAAUUUGCCGAUGAUGAUGCUACUAAGAAGAUAUUCUCAUCCGUUACCCGGCAACUGCGACUCAUCAAUUCGCAUUUUCAGAGGUCCAUGUGCAAAUACAAGUACCCAAGGGUUACAAGACAGAAUGUUUUGCUUGAGACUGCGGGGCUAAGACGGCCGGCCACACACUUCAACCUGUCUCUAAAGGCUAUAAGGUUCCAGUCGACCCCCAGAAGAGAGUUACCGUGCUACGGCAACUUGGAACUGCCGCUAAAGAUUAAACAAGAGAGUGUGAAUUCGCAUAUCUAUCCUGCUAUCAGGAAUGUUAAUCCAGAGAAAGUGAGUGACGUGAAAAUUAAGAUGGAGAAUGAAAGAGUUAAAGUGGAGAAGGAACGCGACAAGGAAAAGGAGAGGGAGAGAUCCUCUCACUCGCGCCACUCGUCCUCAUCAUCGUCGUCGUGCCACCACUGCCGGCGCCGCGCCCGCGUGAAGCGCUGCUCCAUAGGCGUGCAGUGUCGCCGCGACCGCGCCGGCCCCGCCCUGCCCGGGGACAGCUGGGGCCCGCUCGCCGACAACCCCACUGUCAAGGGACUCAAGUAUCAUAGGCUGAUGCGUGUGGAGACCCAUCCCAACGGCGGCGCCAGCGUGGUGUACCUGCACCAGCGUGAUGUGGACAUGCUGAGCGCCCCGCAGCAGGAGUCGCUCGCCAAGGAGUUCCUCAAGCUGGUGUUCUCCGAGGACAGCUCUGGCUGGGCGCACUUCGUGUGCGGCGUGGUCCGCGGCGCGGCGGCGCGCUUCCCGUGCCUGCUGCAGUACCUGGCGGGCGCGCACCCCGCCCUCACCGUCAAGGCGGGCGUGCUGGCGCGAGCCUCCGACAUCGAGACCACCACCGUCAGCCGCUACUACCAACAGGUCCAGCAGUCGUACGCGGCGGGCACGUUCCGCUGCGGGCCGCUGCACCAGAUCUCGCUGGUGGGGACGGUGCACGAGGAGGUGGGAGGCUACUUCCCCGACAUGCUGGACAUGCUGGCCACCUGCCCCUUCCUCAACCUGACGAUGCCUUGGGGUCCGAUGUCGGCGGUCGAGAUGGAGCCGCAGGAGUCCAACGACGGGCCCAUCCUGUGGAUCCGGCCCGGCGAGCAGCUCGUACCCACCGCUGAGCUCGGGAAGAGUCCCAUCAAGAAGAGGAGGACGGGCAUCAACGAGCUGCGCAACCUGCAGUACCUGCCGCGCUGGAGCGAGGCGCGCGAGUUCCUGUUCGAGGACCGCACGCGCGCGCACGCCGACCACGUGGGACACGGCCUCGACAGGAUCACCACCGCCGCCGUCGGUGUCCUGAAGGCUAUCCACUGCGGCGACGACGGCGACCGCGGUCGCAUCACGAAGGACGUGGUUGCCUUCCACGCGGCAGACUUCAACAAGCUCGUGCAGCUGCUGCAGCUGGACCUGUACGAGCCGCCCAUCUCGCAGUGUGUCACCUGGCUGGAAGAAGCGAAGCUGAACCAGCUGCGUCGUGAGGGUGUCCGCUACUCGCGGCUGCCGCUGUGCUCGGACGACAUCUACUUCCUGCCGCGCAACAUCAUACACCAGUUCCGCACUGUCUCCGCUGUCACCUCCGUCGCAUGGCACCUGCGGCUGAAGCAGUACUACCCCACAUCGGAGGCCUCCUCGCCGGCCGACGAGCGCGUGGCCGACCCCGCGCCCGUCAUCAACACUGCGCCUGAAACCAAAAGCCAGAAGUCAGCGAAACACAAAGCCGGCGUCAUUGAAAUGCGCGCUCUAAGCGCUAAGUUCCACCAAAAACUAAAUCAGAAAACACCACUCAAGGUGUCAAACAACAGAAAGAGUGUCGAGGUCCAGGUCAAACAGGAAAAGAAGGCAGAGAAGAUGGACAAGUCGGAGACUAAAGUCGAACGAGUAGAACCCAAGUCAGACAAACCGGAACCCAAGACAGACAGGACGGAGAAAUCUGACAAAGUGGAGGCAAAAACUGAGAAAGUAGAGCCAAGAGUCGAGAAAACAGAAUCUAAGGUCGAAAAACCUGAAAUUAAAACUGAGAAGACUGAUUUGAAACCACCUGAGAAAAACGAUCUUAAAACAGACAAAAUCGAAAUCAAGUCUGAAAAAUUUGAUCAGAAAACUGAGAAAGUUGAUUCAAAGUCUGACAAAUCGGAACAGAAAUCUGACAAGUCAGAACCAAAGUCUGAGAAGACUGAACAUAGGUCUGAGAGAGCAGAGACGAAGGCCGACAAAAACGAUAUCAGACAUGACAGGGCAGAAAAAGAAAGUUCGGAUCAGAAACUUGACAAAACAAAUAUCAAAAUCGAAAAACCUGACAGAGUAGACCAGAAAUCUGACAAGCUAGACUCAAAGUCGGAUAGAACAGAGAAGGAUAAGAAUCACAUGCACCGACACAAGGACGACAAACAUCGGUCGGAUCGGUCUGACAAACACGACCAUCACCGACGGCAUUCAUCAUCAUCCCGUCACAAGUCGUCGCACCACAAGUCAGACAGACCACGGGAACACAAGAAAGACCACAGGAGUUCUGACGACAGGAGAAAUGACAAACACAGGGAUCGGUCUGACACAAGUAGAGAUAGGUCUGAGAAACUGACCGUGGACAGCGGAAAGUUACCAGUUGAUGUGGUACACCGGCCACCGGAUUAGUGAUGUGUAGUGACAAUCUAGUGUUUGUGUUGUUACAUGAAGGACUUUGAGUAAGUACCUUAUUGUAAGCUUAUAUUAAUUACCACGAUCACUUGAAUGACAACCUUAGAAUCGUUCAAAGUGGAUCUCAAUAAUUGUAGUUUGGUUGAUUGAUUUGUCAUUUAAAUUAUCGUAUUUAUUGUACUAUGUUGUAGUAUAAUUAUUUAUUUGCGAGACAUGCGUCAGAGCUGGGUAAUUCAAGCCUUAUUCAGGCGAGAGUUACGUAAUUUUCAUUUGAAUUUAUGUGAAAAUGCUGACUUAACACAACCUUUUAUGGAAACAUAUUUGAAGGGGCCAAAACACUACACGAAAUUAAGAUAUCACCCAUCUUCACAUGCAGCACAUUCAGUGAAAAAAAACUAUUAUUUUCGAAGCAAAGUCCUUCAUGAUAUAAUGCAAAUUUCUUAGAGCUAGUUUUACACUGUAAAUAUAAUGUUUUAAGCGGUCUCUUAGAGGCUCGGCAGAGACGAAUAAUGGAUGAGAACGCAGUUUUAGAUUUACUAAAACAAUGAUUAAUCAUUAAUAACAAGUUUUUUAACUUGUGGAUUACAGUAACUUGAUGAUUUGAAAAUUAAGUUUUUACCAGGUUCUUCAAUUUUAAUGUGUAGGGGUAGAUUUUCCCAUAUGGCUAGUACUAAAGUAUUUCUUUGCAAGUCAUCGGUAUAUUGUUUGAUUCAUCACUCUUGGUUAUUCCUAUUGUAUGGGCGCUUUGCGUUAAUUUUAUUGGAAAUGACUGCAAGAUAGCUGAGUGGUGGUUCGAUAUCCGCAUAGGGCCAGCAUUUGCAACACGAAUGGUUGAUCUGAGUCUAUGUGUAACUUGAAUUUUUGUGAAACACCUCUUGACGAAAGGAUUAAAUUUCUCAGUGUGGAAAUCGUAUCGAAAAAAAAAA
Messenger RNA from Trichoplusia ni (cabbage looper), 4286 nucleotides. RefSeq lists its product as uncharacterized. The transcript is spliced from 12 exons. The coding region runs from base 205 to 3357 and encodes 1050 amino acids. The record is from RefSeq and is a predicted model, not a curated record. NCBI's taxonomy places the organism in Eukaryota, Metazoa, Arthropoda, Insecta, Lepidoptera, Noctuidae. Gene Ontology annotation, cellular component: nucleus.